Molecule: messenger RNA, 7285 nt
Organism: Macrosteles quadrilineatus (aster leafhopper)
Lineage: Eukaryota; Metazoa; Arthropoda; Insecta; Hemiptera; Cicadellidae
Product: CCR4-NOT transcription complex subunit 6-like
Exons: 12
Coding region: 136-1827 (563 amino acids)
Biological process (GO): nuclear-transcribed mRNA poly(A) tail shortening
Cellular component (GO): cytoplasm; CCR4-NOT complex; nucleus
Molecular function (GO): protein binding; poly(A)-specific ribonuclease activity
Source: RefSeq, a predicted model, not a curated record
UUGGUUUUUAAAUAUAUCAUUUAGUGGUUGCAACUUCUUGAAUUGUUUACUUCCUAAAGUAAAUUUGACUAGGUAUCAAGAUAGUCAGAUAAAUAGAUUAAAAAUUUAGUACCGUAGGUUGAAAAAAUUACAAAUAUGUACAAAAAAGGACGAAGAAUCAAUAAAGGGUCUUCAACAAAAUUGUUUAGAAUGUCUCGUAGUGUCAAAGAAAAGUAUGAAAACACUAAUCCAAGGCGAAACCACGUUAUCAUGUCUCACGAAGAAGCUGCCACUGGGAAGAAAAGCAUCUGGACAGAAUUGGAGAUAACAGGAUCAGUGAGAAAUUUAAGUCCCAACUUGUGGCGUCUUUCCCACCUGACGUGUUUGUACCUGAAUGACAACCAUUUAACAAGAGUUCCUCCGGAGAUCCAGCAACUGUCGAUGCUGCGGAUGCUGGAUCUAUCGUGCAACAAGCUCCGCAGCUUGCCUGCUGAACUGGGGGAACUCAUUUACCUCAGGGAACUGUUAUUAAAUCAUAAUCAUAUUCGGGCACUGCCAUACGAACUAGGGAAACUCUUCCAGCUUCAGAUUCUCGGAUUGGCCGGCAACCCUCUGACCAAGGAGUGUCUCAAGCUCUACAGCGAACCCAACGGAACCCAGAAGCUCAUCACCUAUCUCCUGGACAGUUUACAAGUGAGGUCGCCCCAACCACCAGAGAGGCCCUGGAUACCAUUAGCAAGGCCGAACAGGACAAAACCAACAUGUCUGAUGACCGUGAUGUGUUACAACGUGCUGUGUGACAAGUACGCCACCAGACAGAUGUACGGGUAUUGUCCUUCGUGGGCCCUCACCUGGGACUACCGCAAGAAGGCCAUCCUCGGAGAGAUAAGGCAUUAUACUGCGGACAUCAUAAGUCUUCAGGAAGUGGAAACUGAUCAGUUCUACAAGUUUUUCCUGCCGGAGCUGAAGAGGGAUGGCUACGAUGGAAUAUUCUCUCCCAAGUCCAGAGCUAAGACUAUGUCCGAAAAUGAACGGAAGUAUGUGGAUGGGUGCGCCAUAUUCUACCGAACAGCCAAAUUCACACUAAUCAAAGAACACCUGGUAGAGUUCAACCAGCUGGCGAUGGCAAACUCGGAGGGUUCAGACGACAUGUUGAACAGAGUCAUGCCUAAAGACAACAUUGGACUGGCAGCGCUGCUCAAGACCAAGGAGGCUGCUUGGGACAACGGGCUACCACCAGAUGUGAACCAGGUGCACCAACCACUGCUGGUGUGCACGGCGCACAUCCACUGGGACCCAGAGUUCUGCGACGUCAAGUUGAUCCAGGUGAUGAUGUUGUCUCACGCACUGCGAGGUAUCCUGGAGGAGAGCAGUCUGCACUUCCGUCCCAACAGCAACAACACUCCUGUGCAGCUGUUACUGUGUGGCGACUUUAACUCUCUACCUGACUCUGGUGUGAUUGAGUUCCUGUCGUCUGGUCGUGUUUCGUCAGACCAUCAAGAUUUCAAAGACCUUCCGUACAAAUCUGUUCUGCAGAAGAUCUCUGGCGGUGAGAAGCCAAACGAGUUUACACAUUCCUUCAAACUAUCAUCUGCGUACAGUGAAGACAUCAUGCCCUAUACAAACUAUACGUUCCAUUUCAAAGGUAUCAUCGACUAUAUAUUCUACGCCAAACAAAACAUGACACCGCUAGGAUUGCUGGGACCCCUGUCCCCUGAAUGGUUCAAGGACAACAAAGUGAUUGGCUGUCCACACCCGCACAUACCAUCAGAUCACUUCCCUCUACUGGUGGAGCUAGAGAUGACUCCAAGUGUGAGUGGGCAGAGCAACGGACUCAUUCGGAGGUAGCACGAGUCUCGGCCCGGCCUUUAGUCCACACCAAUGGUGUUCUCUCUAUCAGUGCCUAAUCAGUACAAACCACUCGCUACUUUUUUGUAAGAUUUAACAAUAUUUUAUAAAUAGAGAAUUCUAUUUGUAUUUUCACCUAGCUGUACUUCUGAUACAGAAGCAACAGGUUGAAACAACCUGAGCUGCAAAUUUGUUUUUACUGACCAGAAGUGAAGGGGAUACUUUCUCUAGCAAUUUUUUAUUCAAAUUUGAAAUAUUACUUUGUUUUAAGGUUUAACAAUUUACUUUAAGUCCAUGCAGGGAAUUGCGUGAUUAUCAAACAUGAAGUAUUGUUCCGAUGACACGGUUUUAAAAUGAUUUUAAACUUAUUUCAAAAGUUUUUGAUCUUAUACAACAACACAUUGAAUAGAAACAAAUUUAUUUUGACAAAAAUUGCAAUUUGCUGAUGAAAACUAUUUCUCAAAUGAUUUAUUUGUGUUGAUACCAUUUUAUCAAACACUUUGAAUUUACUAACUAAACUACUACUUUUUAUUCACAGGGUGUGUAUUUUGAAAAUCAAUCCAAUCUUUGUAUAGAAGCAAACAACGACGUUUCAAUCCCAGUUGAAGCUGAAGCUAAGUAAUAUUUUCUCCAAUUUUUAUUCCACAAAGUUUUUUAUUUUAUAUUAACACUGCCAUUAUAUCUAAAUAUAUUAGAUCUAUAUACAGAAACGUCUAAAUACAAAAAUUAUUAUCUAUUUUGUGUCAUUAUUCAAAUAAUAUAGGUCAAAUAUUUGGAUUUGUUCCCUUUUACUUCUGCUCGCCUCCAAAGUAACAAUGGGUCAAUUAAGGCAAUGGUAGACCAGGUGUGCACUAAGGCUCAUCUCGUGUUCAUCUCAUCAGAUCGUAAUUUAUUUAAUUGUUUAGCUCUAAGACAAACAAUGGCCACACUUAACAGGCAUGGGUUGCCAUUUCCAAAGACAUCAGUUUUGUACUUUAUAACUGAGUUCCUGCACAAAUAUUGUCGAUAUUUCAAUAUUUACGCUUCCAACAUAUUCGUUUUAUUAUCUCUUGUGUAUGCUGAUUGAAUGUUGGGCUGAUUUGCCCUCGUUGUGAUCACAAUUAACAGUUCAAUAAAAAAAAUUAGAAUGGUUCUGCCCCGUGUUAAAUUAUGUGUUAAACGAGGGGACCCGUGCACAAAUCGGGCAUUUUAAUAUGGUUUAAAACUUGUUUCUGAGGCAAAUCGAAUAAUGCAACACACCCUAAGUUUAUAUUAAAGUUAGGUGAAUAAAACUACUAAUUUACAAUAGAUUAAAUAUGAUGCUUUUAAAUCUACCUCAGUCAGUUUACAAUUUCAUCAAAAACGUCUAUUUAUGAUUGAUUUUUAUUAACUGUUUUGUCUCUAGUUUACAAACUGACUGUGGUUAUCUAUUAGACUGAAGAAUCAGGCGUUAAAUUGCAAUUCACAUUCAACCUGAAUUGUAGAAAGUCAUUAAGCAUUACUGGAUCUUUGAAAGUUAAAAUAACUCGAAAAGGACAAAGCCCCAUAGAAAAUUACCGUUUUCGUUACCAUUCAUCCCUCCACUGGAUCAAAAGCUUUAAAAUGACCUCUCAAUUGUAGAAUCGGUUAUUAGAAACACUGAAAAAGAGAUGUUGCAGAGAAAACCCUUAUUGUAUUAAUUAUAUGGAUGUGAAUGUUUGUUUGAGAUGAUUUAGAUAAGUAGCAAUCCUAUUUUACAAUCUUUAAAAUACAUCAAUUGUAUAUCAAUGCCAUAAAGAUUGAUUUACCUGCUACAACCCUGCUAAUCCGUCACGCAUCACCUACGGGACCGGGACCAAGGUCAGAACAGUUAAUAGGACGGAUUACCUGAGGAUGAUUUCUUUCCAUGGCCGUGGGAUUUGUCUAGGACUGUAGGAUUUAGCUGCUAUUGCGGAAGAUGAUGAAAAUGUUCCUAUAUAUGCAAAUUUUUACUGAGAAAUGUUUUGUUUGAAGCAUUUGAAUAAACUGGGGUUUGGGGUGUCAUAAUACCUAUUUAGGACCAAAACUUUUCUUGAACUGUUCAAGCGAAUGUGAUCUGUCAAGUGGGAAAUUCUGCAUUUCUCUCCUCUUCUCCUUUAACUUUUAACAAUAUGUUGUUAAAUAAAUGUUACCGAACAUACUGUGGUGUUUCGGUCGGCAGUCGAUGUUAGGUGUGGUCAGUAAUGUGUUGAAAUAGCUAUAAACUAGUUUAAGCAUUGUUACAAGAAUUUAAAUAAGUUAAAUCAAACAAGCGUAGUAACGUACGAGUAUGUCGGGUGAUACACAGAUCUCAUGGGCACUCGGGUGCCUGAGUAUUCUCUCAAUACUUAGCUGGUUCUAGGCUUUAACUAAUCCCUAGUUAUUUUUUCAAAACUUUUUUACCAAUAUUAGAACUAGAUAUUUCGGCCUGUAUCUACAAAGGCGUCCACUAUGAUCAACUUGGACUGCAGACUGUCGCGUGUGAUUGUGUCUAACGGUUUAUUUAUUUUUGUCUAGAGAUUAAAAGUUAGGUGUAAGUGUAGGUAAUAUUAAUUGGGUGGUAUGGUGGGUGUUUCGUGAUAUUUUAUAAUCCGAUGAUCAUUUUACUUUUUUAACUGUAUUUUUAUAUUAUUUGUGAAAGUUUUUUAAUCAUUGGAGAACUUUUAACUGUUGAAGUCUUUUGUAGGAAAGUACAAUUAUUGUAUUUAUGAAUGGGACACAAAAUCAUUUCUAGGAAAUCACUUUGAGUCUGUGGUUUAAAUUAUUAAACAUAAUUAAUAAUUGGUCAAUGAUAAUGAUUAUUGUUGUUCUUGGUAAUAGUUUAUCCAAAGUUUUGUUGAAAAAUAUUACAGCAUGAGUUAUUUUAUUCAUCAUUGUAUUUUGCAACAAUUAUUAUAAAAUAGAUUUCUAUUUAUUUUAUGUUUAAAGUUAUAUAUUUUGUAUUUUUGUAUAAGUAUUUUUGUGUAGACUUUUUGAAUCUUGCAUAUAUGCGUAGACUGGUAUAAUCACUGGUUUUAUCUUUUGUUAUAUAAAUGGGUUGUACAUAGAGUAAUUCUAUUCUGUACCCCAGUGAUAUUCUAAGUACUUAUUUGAUCUAUUAGUGCAUGUAUCAUGUUUCUUUUUAAAUGUAAACACGUUAAUUAUAAUUUAUUUACAAUUGAGUUCUUAAAAUUGUCAUUUCAUAUACCUGCAAACUAAAAUAUUCACAUUUUACUUUAGUUUUUACCUGUACGUUGGGUUGAUUUAUAUUCUAUUGAAUGUUGAACAGUGAACACUCAAAAUCAUAUCACCUACAUUUUAAGUAAAGGUUACGUAAAAUGUUGAUGUAUUUAGUUUACAUGUUUUAUUUUUACUUAUUUUGUGAUCUACUAAAUACAAUGUUAAUAGAGAUGGUGUUAAGAUAUUUUCAUAAUGCCACAAGUUGACAAUUGUGUACAUACUUGUGUAGGGUAAGUAAAAUAAUAUUUUUAGACAGUGGAUCUUAUAUUAUUGUGCAAUCUGUGUACAACCUAUGUUGGUAAGGUGAGGGACUAGCUCAAGCAGGGGUCAGAUUUUGUGAUCAGUUAUUUGCACAGAUUAUGUAUUAGCGCAGUAAUGUAAAUGCCAUUGAGACAGAACUGGAUUUGUAAAUUGAGAUAAAACCACAUACAUACUCGAAAUUGGUGUUUUUUAACCAACCGGUGUAAGUUAGUUUUUUAAAUUUUCUUUUUCGUAAACAUUGAAUUUUUAUUUUCAAACAUAAAAGAGGAAUGUGCAAAUGGCUGAGAAAAAUUUUAUAAAAUCUCACCCAAAAAGAACUACCUUAAGUAAUGUUUAAUGAAUGUUCUCUUCCAAGCUUACACUUCAUCUAGUAAAGGUUGGGUUGUAUUUAAUUAUUUUCUUUUAAAUCUGUGAACAUAUGCACGGAUAUUGCAUUUAGGUGCAAAUAUAGUUUAUAAAUAGUACAUAAAUGUGAAUGAACAACUAUCCAUUGUUAUACCAAUUGUAUGAUUUAGAAAAUGGUUGCUUGAGUUAGUGGAGGGGGGUCGAUAUACCUGAUAAGUCGAUUCUAGGCACAAUAAGAUACUCUUUGUAUUUUUAAAUGGUUCUUCUGUUACUGGGUAUAACUAGUAUUUUUCCUCAAGCCGAAUCCCUUCGUCUAUUUGUCAAAAUUUUUACAACUGAUUAAAUUUAGUUCAUCCUCUUAAUACUUACGUGUUUUAGUGUCAUUAACAGGUUUAAAAUUUUGCCUCAGGAGUUGGCUAUUGAUUAGCCAAAUCUGAUUUUAUGUUUUGAAUCAGUUUUUAUUGCAUUUACCAUAAAACUAUAGUUUUUUUACAAUACCAACUGUCAACUAGUAGAUGUAGAUAAUUGUUUAACGCCAAAAAUGUCAGCUUGACAAAAUCAAAUUCAAACAAUCUAGAUCUUGCACGUCUAAUGGUUCAUAUCUGACACAAUUUUUUGUAAGAAAUAUAUUUUAUUUUGUCAUAAAAUUUAAUAUUAAAGUAAAUGGAAAAUGAGAAACACAAGUUUCAUUGAGUAAUUUUGUUGUCUCGCUGUUAAAAUGUUUUUUUGUGUUUCAAAUCUAAAGAUUGACUAACCAUGUUUUAGACCGAAUUAAAAAUGUACAUUUUCCUACAACGUUUUAAGAUAAAUGUUUUUAGAUUCUGAAAUCUAUGAACCUUUUAAAAGGCAAGAUCUUUAAAUUCAGGGGCAAGAUUACUGGUAGUUUCAAGCCUGUGUGUGGAACCAUUGCCUAUAUACCAUACCAUCAACAAGUUAUAUAGUCACUGGUGAUACGUAUCCAGCAAAGCAAGGGGGAGCUAACUAAGUACAAGAUUGAACUGUUUUGAUGGUUGCCCUGAUGUAAACUAUUGACAAUAUUUAAGUCUUGUCACUGGAUAGGUUUGACCACGAUUCAUACAAAUUUAUGAGAAAAUUUCAAGAUACUUCAUUAAUAUUUUUAUCGAAUGUUUGUACUUUACUGGUAAAAAAUCCACUUUUAAACUUUAUACCCAAAAACUUGAUAUAAAUUAAAUUGUCUUCACAGGUCUACAGAUCUGCCAACUGUAAUUAAAUACGAUUUCUAUUCAGUAAAUACCCAAUAGCUUAGAUUAAUUUAUAAAUACAUAUACAUAUUAUUGUAUCCCAGCAAUGUUGUUAGUGAAAGUACAGAUUUUAAAUGUUAUUAAAUUGGGCACUUCAAUGAUAAUUAACAAAUUUGUGUCGAUUCGUUUUUUUUUUACUAAGUGUGUAAAGUUUAGCAAAAGUACUGUAAAAGAAAGAUUGUAUUGAACAGGUUAAGCGAAAACAUGAUUGUUUUUCAUGAAAUAUUUUACUACCUAACUGUUAACUCUUACUUCUGUUGAUAAAUGUUUUGUGUAAGAUGAGUUUUCAUUCCAAACGGUUGUUGCUGCCACUAUUAAGAUUUUGUGGGCUACAAUAAUAUAUUAUGUGACUGUUGUUGGCCGAUUAAUAAACGGAUACAGAAAGUUAAAAAUAA